This is a messenger RNA of Equus caballus (horse), 4076 nucleotides long. It is a transcript of the gene LAMP3, whose product is annotated as lysosomal associated membrane protein 3. Lineage: Eukaryota; Metazoa; Chordata; Mammalia; Perissodactyla; Equidae. Gene Ontology annotation, biological process: establishment of protein localization to organelle. Gene Ontology annotation, cellular component: late endosome membrane; lysosomal membrane; plasma membrane. The record is from RefSeq and is a predicted model, not a curated record.
UUCAGUUUCUUUGCCACAAGUGAACGAGGGCCAAAGGGAGGCAUCUUCUUUGUUCUCAGAGCCUGCCCUGGAACUAGCCGCGUGCCAUUCGGAAGACGCAGCUGUGCCGAGUGUCGAGGCAGUGGCUCUCCCUCCCUGGCUCCCCAGCCAUGGCCUGGCAGCUCUCUGCAGUGGUGGUGCUCUUCGUGUCCCUGGCUGUGAUUUUGUAUUAUGGCAGUCACGUCAGAGCGAAUGUGUUUCCAGAAAUCACAGACUAUUCUCAACCGACCACAGCGGCAACCAUACAGACCAGAGCGCAACCUUCCCUCUCGCAACCAACUAACCAAGUGCCUCACAAAACUUUGGCAACAAGAUCAAUGGAUGGUCAGGUCACCUCUCAAACAGCUGCCACAACCGUCAACCCUGAGACCCCAGUCACACACACGACAAUAAAAACUGCAGCAGCAACUUCCCUGGUAACUACAAACAGCACCCUGUCCACCAGCCCAAUAACCAACACCCUACUCACAACUCUGGCUACACCCGACAACACACACACCACCACUCCAGUCACUGAGGCUACAAUCGGCCCCAGUGCAGGUCCCGGUUCACCGCCCACCACCAUCACCACCACCUCAUCAGCCUAUACAACUGGAACCAGGUCAUCGACUGUCAGCCACACAACUGGGAAAACCACCCAACUCAGUAACCAGACCACCCUUCCAGCAACUUUGUCCACCUCACCACACAACAGCACAACCAGCCAGAAUCCCGCUCACUCCACCCACACCCCAGGACCAACCACAGGCACAUGCAAUACCACCCAAACGGCCUCACCUACCACCACGGCUCCUGGGCCCACCCUCGCACCUCAGCCCUCGUCAGCCAAGACUGGAAUGUACCAAAUUCUAAAUGGAAGCAAGCUGUGCAUCAAAGCAGAGAUGGGGAUACAGCUGACAGUUCAAGACACAAAGUCGGCUUCUCCACCUCAGGGAUACUUCAACAUCGACCCCAACACAACUCAAGUCUCAGGGAUCUGUGGCUCCCGAAAAUCCAACCUUCUCUUGAAUUUCUGGGGCGGAUUUGUGAAUCUCACAUUUACCAAGGAUGAAAACUCAUAUUAUAUCAGUGAAGUGGGCGCCUAUUUGACCGUCUCAAAUCCAGAGAAAACUUACCAAGGAAUGAAAAGUCCUGUGGUGAUGUUUGAGACUGUGAUUGGGCAUUCCUUCAAGUGUGUGAGUGAACAGAGCCUCGAGCUGUCAACCCAGCUUCACCUGAAAACAACGAAUGUCCAACUUCAAGCCUUUGAUUUCGAAGAUGACAACUUUGGAAAUGCGGAUGAAUGCUUCAGUGACAGAAACAGGAGAGAGAUCCCUGUGGCCGUGGGCCUGAGUAUCACAGGACUGCUUGUCGUUUUGCUAACAGCAUGCCUGGUGGCCAGAAAGCAGCCCAGUAGAGGAUACGAACGCAUGUAAAACCCACCUUCUUCACAAUGUGCAAGGUUAAGACCUUGGGGACUCUGGCUUCACAUUCAGCCUGAAAUGAAGGGAUUGACUUUUUAGCUGUGUGUCCCACCCUCCCACUCUGAUUAGGAAACCUAGCUUUCCACCACAGGGCCAUCUGAAGGCUGGCUAAAAUGAGCCCCCACCCCAUCUUCUCCUGUUAGCGUGGGGAGGCUGUGCCAUAUGGGCUCAAAUUCCAUCUUCCGUACCUGAUAAUCCAGGGCUGGCUGCGAGAAUUAGGGACCAGAGGCAGGGAUAUGAGCUAGGUUUGUGAGAAAGAGAAAGCAAAUACCCAAAGGGAGAACUGUGGGAAAGACAUCUUCAAACUGUACUGACUUUUCUUAUGCAUUUUCAAGAGUCUCAAUAUCCAGUUUUUUAGAAAGAAUAUUACUUUUAAAAAACUGAUCCAUUUCAGAAUAGAUUCUAAAGUGAUUUUAAACUCCUAGAUUUUGACCAAUUCCUGAUUUACUUAAAUUACAGAUGGUCUAAAUAGACUAUCAUUUUUAAAAAGACAUAUUCUAUACUAUUAUAAUGUAUUAUUAGUGAAAAACUAGAAAACUUCCCAUAAUUCAUUUUUUUAAUGUAAAGCACAUACCUAAGAUGUUGGCAAAUGAAGAGACUCAGUAAAUGUUAGUUCUCCAAUUCCUUCACCUUCAUUUGAUGUCUGCCUUCUGAACGCUUUUUUUUCCUGCUUUAUCUCUAUUUUCCUUUGAUUCUGGUCUAUCCUUGUAAAUUUGUUAAUUUGGGCCAUUGUGGGGAGAGGAGGCGAGCAAAGCUGCAAAACUUCAUCAGAAAUGGCAAGCAGAAGCAGUAGGUCUACCCCGAUUAUUACCCGCUUUCCUUUUUCAGCAAACAUUUACAAAAAAAUUGUAAACCAGGAAAUUCUGAUUGGAAGUGAGGGAUGUCUGGAGGAAAAGUUCUAUUAAAGUACGGCUAGGAAUGUUACUCAUGGUUUUCUAUUACAUUGACUAUUAAAUAGGAGAAUGGGGGUCUUAUUUCAGAGAAAUAGGAGAGUAACGGACUUCUGGAUGUUUUUAACUGCUUUUACCGAGAAGUUUUCUUGUUUUUCUACAUUUUCCAGAGGUGCCACUUUUUAUCUUUAAUGGAAAGUUUGUGAAAGUUGGCAACGAGUUUCUAACCACUGCUUAUCUAGGACAAGCACUGCUUUCCUUUGAGGUGUUUUAGCUCCCUCCACUUUCUCAGCAGUAAGCAGGGAGGGACGGCUGAGUGUCAGGAAAUUCCUGUUUCCUGCUUAUAGCAGGAGAUGUUGUUGAAAAGCUGGGGUGUGAGGAGCCUGUGUUGCCCAAAGUGACUCAGGUUUAACAGCAAGGGCUUGGCUCUAGAGAGAGGCCGUCUGCCUCCACCUGUUCCCUCCAACCAGCAUCAAUGGUACCCCCACUCCAGACUCUGUUUCCAGUUCUGCCUCAAGAGUUCUUGAAAGGUUCUAUACUGCCCAGCACAAGUUGUUUAUUCACGGUGCCCCUAACCAUUCUGUAGAAUGACUAAAGGAGGGUUCAUCUUCCAGCAUGUGGAAAAAGAAAUUCAAUUAAAAUCAAGAAAAGAAGGCUAAGGCUGUUUACUUAAGUUUCAUUUUCCUUCCUACCGUCUUCAAUGAGUUCUUCGGAGUGACGGCUAUUGCCUAGACUUCUGUUAUAUACCCACCACCCACUCCUGCCAGUUAUCUUUAAAAUUACUUUGAAUUAACAUUCUAGUAACCCCGAAGAGCAAAGGUUUCAUUUGAAAGACUAGGAAGUAAAUGCCUGGACGCAUUACUGCCUUGCAAUUAUGCCCACUUUCUGCAGUGACAUCCUGGGGGGUCCCAAGGAGGGGAAGUGCUGGGAUGGAGACUGCUGUCAACUGCAUGUCUGGAAGUGGCCUCCUCUGCCCCCUGGGGUUUGUGCUACCUCCGAGUCUGUCUCUUAGGGCUGCAGUUCAGUGGCUUCGAGGCUUAUUGCAGAAGCUGCUUGUCACUUUCUGGGGUCAGGGCAGAAGGCUGCUGUGAACGCUUGCGAUGCCCUGCAGGGACUUUCCUGACCUGUCUGCUGUCACUUGCCCCUUGCUGUUAGCUCACCUGCUGGUUGCCCAUCCUGCUGGUUUUAACUCGGUUUUCCCCUUCUGCUGAGGGUAGUGUCCUGAAUUCACCCCCUCCCCGCAACCCACCUGGAGAUAAUGGAAAUCCUCCUAGAGAUAAUAGAAACCUUCACUAAUGCCCACCCGCGGGUAACCUAGCCAUUGUUAAUUUUGAUACAUUUCCCUCUCAUGAGUAUUGUUUUACAGACUGGAAGCAUACACAGUACACAAUUUGCUAUCCUUUUAACCUGUGCAUCAUAAGCGUUUCUUCAUGCUGUUAAAGGUGCAAAGUAUCAUUGUUAUGGCUGCCAUGAUGAAUAUGCUAUCAACAAUAUACAGUAAUUUGCUUGACUAUUCUGUUACUGAGAAUUUUUGUUGUUUCUAGGUUUUCACAAUUAUAAUGUGAUUAAAGAACUACAUAUGAAUUACGUACAAAACAAACUUUGAUUAACAAAUGUGUAUAAAUGUGUGCCUGAAUUUUGGUUUUGUCCCGUAGAAUAAAUUGUUUAAAAUGAUUGUAAUUUA